AUGGCGCGUGCGGGGGUCUGGAUGCUGGUGGUCGGCGUCCUGCUGGCGUUGGGGCCUGGCCGGGCCGCAGGUGCCCUGAGGGCGAACAGACGCCCGGCGCGGCCACGGGGCUGCGCCGACCGGCCCGAGGAGCUCCUGGAGCAGCUGUACGGGCGGCUGGCGGCGGGCGUGCUCGGCGCCUUCCACCACACGCUGCAGCUGGGGCCGCGCGAGCAAGCGCGUAACGCGAGCUGCCCGGCAGGGGGCAGGCCGGGCGACCGGCGCUUCCGGCCGCCCACCAACCUGCGCAGCGUGUCGCCGUGGGCCUACAGAAUUUCCUACGACCCUGCCAGGUACCCGAAGUACCUGCCCGAGGCCUACUGCCUGUGCAGGGGCUGCCUGACCGGGCUGUUCGGCGAGGAGGACCUGCGUUUCCGGAGCGCCCCGGUGUACGUGCCUACUGUCAUCCUGCGGCGGACCUCGGCGUGCGCAGGCGGCCGCUCCGUGUACGCCGAGGAAUACGUCACCGUGCCGGUGGGCUGCACGUGCGUCCCCGAGCAGGACAAGGAAGCGGACAGCAUCAACUCCAGCAUGGACAAGCAGGGCGCCAAGCUCCUGCUCAGCCCCAGCGACAAGCCAGGCCGGCCCUGAGGCGCUGCUGCCCCUCUCUUGGAGCGCGGGCUGCUUCAGCCGCCUCCCCCGAGCGGACUCGAGGACGGAGAGGAGUCCAUGAAACACAGCCGAACUGCAGAGGUCUUCCGACCUGACUGCUUGACGGCUUGCUCUCACUCAGCAUCACCUGGUUUUCUUCUAGGCAAAGGCAUGGGGCUGGUGAAGGCUGCCGGCAAGUUACCGGGUACACGGCCGCAGGUAGGGAGCGUAGCACCAGGGCCUUCCGCAUGUAGCCGGAGCCUGGUGUGUGGCGAAGUGGCUUCGGGGCCCUCCCUCCGUAGUCCUCUCUCCGUAGUCCUCCCUCCGUGGUCCUCAGUGCUCAGACCCUUCCCCCUGCCCCGCUACAGUGCCAUGCUUUUAGGACGCUCUCAGAAGAGGUGCCAGCCUCUACAGAUAGAUGGGUAGAUGGGUGCUUCUAAAAGAAAUCUUUUUUUUUUUUUUUAAGUAGAAUAUAUACCUACUUUUUUUUUGUUCAAUGUUUUCAAUGACGCAGAAACUAUUUUUAUAUUAGGAAUUUUGCGUAUAUUAAAAUUUUUUUUACUUGACAUAUAAGUAUUUUAUAACCAUUCUGUUCUCCCUUUCCUCCUCUGGCAAGGUUUUUUAGAAGCACAACUGGAAUCCUCAGAUAAACUUUUUAGUGGGUACUGGGGCCUGAGUCCCUGAAUUCAGCCUGUCACCAGUUGCUGACCGUAACAAAACUGGGCUGAAUGUGACCUUCAGUAAAGAUCUUCACAGGCUGCUACAUGAGUAAAAUGGAACUGCAGGAGGCUUAGCUCACCCCAGACUGGCCAGGGAUUCCAGAAACCUCAAAUGUGGUUUGUUCAUGACUCUAUAAAGGGCCACAGAUGUAUAUAAUUAAACUUUUUUUUCACUUUUGAAAGUAAGUGGGACCAAAUAAGAUGUGGUGGAUAAGGCUAGAGGUGGAAUGUGCUAUCUCUGCCAAUUCUCAGUAGAGUCCAAGUUUCAGCUUAGUUUUAAGGGCUUCAAGAACUAGCCACAUGAGAAGCCAGCCAGCUUAUGAUGUCCAGAAAUCAGUAUCAGGGGCCUCUUUAUUUACAUCCUGCAAUGCGAGCUAAAACCAUACUCCCUUCUGUAGGCUGAAAGUUUGUCCAUGAACACAAUUAUUUGUAAAAGUGAGAAGUUCUUUUUAAACCAUUCAAGCAAUUGUAGGUGAAGGGCACGUUGGCGGUGUGCAUUUCUCUCUGGACUCGGCUUUGAUGGACUUGACUUAUUUUUAGAGGAAACUAUCUUAGUUUUCACUUUAUCUUAAUUUUAUGGUUGAAGUUUAAAUUAAGAUCUGAUUUGGUCUUUGAAAGAUCAACUACUCCUGUAAGUCAGUGUCUCUUCCCCAACCCCAACCAAGCCAAGAAGUGUCCCUUUUUUAUAUGUUUCGGUUUUUUUUUUUUUUUAAGAUUUUUUUUUUUUUAAUUGAGG
Molecule: messenger RNA, 2085 nt
Organism: Neogale vison (American mink)
Lineage: Eukaryota; Metazoa; Chordata; Mammalia; Carnivora; Mustelidae
Gene: IL17D
Product: interleukin 17D
Exons: 3
Coding region: 1-630 (209 amino acids)
Biological process (GO): inflammatory response
Cellular component (GO): extracellular region
Molecular function (GO): cytokine activity
Source: RefSeq, a predicted model, not a curated record